AGACCAGGUUCCAGGAUGGAGAACGGAGGCUCGGUGCCUGGGUGGGUUUGCUCUGUCAGAUGCUCAGUUGGCCUCACUUGCCCCUUUGCUUCUUUUCCAGGUGAGGCCAACGCCAUCCUGGCAAAGGCUCAGGCCAAAGCAGAAGCGAUCCGUCUCCUAGCAGCUGCCCUGGCACAGCAGAACGGCAAUUCGGCGGCCUCACUGUCCGUGGCUGAACAGUACGUGAGUGCCUUCUCCAAGCUGGCGAAAGAGUCCAACACUGUCCUCCUGCCUUCCAGCACAGGAGACGUCAGCAGUAUGGUUGCCCAGGCCAUGGGGAUCUAUAGCUCCCUGAGCAAGGCCCAGCCGGCAAAGUCCCCAGAAUCCACGAGCGCCUCCUCCCUCCAGCCACAUCCACCUUCCAGCAUAGAAGAAUCUGAGAUGGAGCAGUCGAGUGCCAGCUAACGGAGAUGCCUGCAGGCACUGGGGCAGAGGAGCAGCUCUCCUCACACCCUUGUGCCUGCUGUGGGACAUCUUUGCAGCCCCUCUCCUUGGACUCUUGUGUCCUCCCCACCAACACACACACACACCCCUUUGUUUUCUAAUUUGAAUUGAAUCAUGUAAUAAAGGGAGAUGAGCAGG
Molecule: messenger RNA, 621 nt
Organism: Sceloporus undulatus (fence lizard)
Lineage: Eukaryota; Metazoa; Chordata; Lepidosauria; Squamata; Phrynosomatidae
Product: stomatin-like protein 2, mitochondrial
Exons: 3
Coding region: 16-444 (142 amino acids)
Source: RefSeq, a predicted model, not a curated record